CCCAGCCGCCGCCUCCGCAGCGGAGUGUGUGUGUGUCCCCGCCCCGGUACUAAUAGUUUGUGGGAGAGUCUCUUUCCUCCCUGGCUGUCACCAAUCACAUUUAAAAAAAAAAGGUGUGCUAAGGAAUCGGAACCAUGACGGACUCCAAGUAUUUUACAACCAAUAAAAAAGGAGAGAUCUUUGAACUGAAGGCCGAACUCAACAAUGAGAAGAAAGAGAAGAGGAAAGAAGCGGUGAAGAAGGUUAUUGCUGCCAUGACUGUGGGGAAGGAUGUCAGCUCGCUCUUUCCAGAUGUGGUGAACUGCAUGCAGACCGACAACCUGGAGCUGAAGAAGCUGGUGUACCUGUACCUAAUGAACUAUGCCAAGAGUCAGCCGGAUAUGGCCAUUAUGGCUGUCAACAGCUUUGUGAAGGACUGUGAGGAUCCAAAUCCGCUGAUCCGUGCCUUGGCAGUUCGUACUAUGGGAUGCAUCCGUGUGGAUAAGAUCACUGAGUAUUUGUGCGAGCCACUCCGGAAGUGUCUGAAGGAUGAAGACCCUUAUGUGCGGAAAACGGCAGCCGUCUGUGUGGCGAAGCUGCAUGACAUCAAUGCCCAAAUGGUGGAGGAUCAGGGAUUCCUGGAUUCCCUACGUGACCUGAUUGCAGACUCCAAUCCAAUGGUGGUGGCUAACGCGGUGGCAGCCUUGUCAGAGAUCAGCGAGUCGCAUCCCAACAGUAACUUGCUGGAUCUAAACCCGCAGAACAUUAACAAGCUGCUGACAGCCCUGAACGAAUGCACCGAAUGGGGCCAGAUCUUCAUUCUGGACUGUCUGUCUAACUACAACCCCAAGGAUGACCGUGAGGCUCAGAGCAUCUGUGAGCGGGUGACUCCCCGGCUGUCUCAUGCCAACUCGGCCGUGGUGCUUUCUGCCGUGAAAGUCUUGAUGAAGUUCCUGGAGCUCCUACCCAAGGAGUCCGACUAUUACAACAUGCUGCUGAAGAAACUGGCCCCUCCGCUGGUCACGCUGCUGUCUGGAGAGCCUGAAGUUCAGUAUGUUGCCCUGAGAAACAUCAACUUAAUUGUGCAGAAAAGGCCUGAAAUCUUGAAGCAAGAAAUCAAGGUAUUCUUCGUGAAGUACAACGACCCCAUCUAUGUCAAACUGGAGAAGCUGGACAUCAUGAUCCGUCUGGCAUCCCAGGCAAACAUUGCGCAGGUCCUGGCAGAACUCAAGGAGUACGCUACCGAGGUGGAUGUCGACUUCGUCCGCAAGGCUGUGCGAGCUAUUGGACGAUGUGCUAUCAAGGUCGAGCAAUCCGCAGAGCGCUGCGUGAGCACCCUGCUGGACCUCAUCCAAACCAAGGUCAACUACGUUGUCCAAGAGGCCAUUGUUGUCAUCAGGGACAUCUUCCGCAAGUAUCCCAACAAGUAUGAGAGCAUCAUUGCCACAUUAUGCGAGAACCUCGACUCCCUGGAUGAGCCAGAUGCCAGAGCCGCCAUGAUCUGGAUAGUGGGUGAAUAUGCAGAGAGAAUUGACAAUGCGGAUGAGCUGCUGGAGAGCUUUUUGGAGGGCUUCCAUGAUGAAAGCACCCAGGUGCAACUCACCCUGCUGACUGCUAUAGUGAAGUUGUUCUUAAAGAAGCCCUCAGAAACGCAGGAGCUGGUUCAGCAGGUCCUGAGCCUGGCCACGCAGGAUUCGGACAACCCAGACCUGCGGGAUCGUGGCUAUAUCUACUGGCGCCUUCUCUCCACGGAUCCCGUGACUGCCAAAGAAGUGGUCUUAUCGGAAAAACCUCUGAUUUCUGAGGAAACUGACCUGAUCGAGCCAACUCUGCUGGAUGAGCUGAUCUGCCACAUCGGGUCACUGGCUUCCGUGUACCACAAACCCCCCAACGCUUUUGUCGAGGGCAGCCAUGGGAUCCACCGCAAGCACUUGCCAAUUCACCAUGGAAGCACUGAUGCAGGAGACAGCCCGGUGGGAACUACUACCACUACAAACUUGGAGCAGCCUCAGGUUAUUCCAUCGCAGGGUGACCUUCUGGGUGACCUUCUGAACCUUGACCUGGGCCCCCCAGUGAAUGUACCCCAAGUAUCUUCCAUGCAGAUGGGUGCUGUGGAUCUCCUAGGAGGCGGGCUGGACAGCUUGAUGGGAGAGGACACUCAAUGGCUUGGCAGUGACCUUGGCGGGGGCAUUGGAGGAAGUCCGGCAGUGGGUCAGACCUUCAUCCCAUCCUCUGUGCCUGCGACUUUUGCCCCUUCACCCACCCCCGCUGUGGUUAGCAGUGGACUCAACGACCUGUUCGACCUCUCUACUGGUAUCGGCAUGGUGCCCGGGGGAUACGUGGCUCCGAAAUCUGUUUGGCUGCCGGCAGUGAAGGCUAAAGGCCUGGAGAUCUCUGGGACAUUCACUCACAGGCAGGGACACAUCUACAUGGAGAUGAACUUCACCAAUAAGGCUUUGCAGCACAUGACUGACUUUGCAAUUCAGUUUAAUAAGAACAGCUUCGGCGUCAUCCCCAGCACUCCUCUGGCCAUUCAUACUCCGCUGAUGCCAAACCAAAGUAUUGACAUCUCCCUUCCCCUCAACACCUUGGGACCUGUCAUGAAAAUGGAGCCUCUCAACAACCUCCAGGUGGCUGUGAAAAACAGCAUCGAUGUCUUCUACUUCAGCUGCCUUAUUCCUCUCAAUGUACUUUUUGUGGAGGAUGGCAAAAUGGAACGCCAAGUCUUCCUUGCCACGUGGAAGGAUAUUCCAAAUGAAAAUGAGCUCCAGUUCCAGAUUAAAGAGUGUCACUUGAAUGCUGACACUGUUUCCAGUAAGCUGCAGAACAACAAUGUUUACACCAUUGCCAAGAGGAAUGUGGAAGGCCAGGACAUGCUCUACCAGUCUCUGAAGCUGACCAACGGCAUCUGGAUCUUGGCUGAGCUACGUAUCCAGCCUGGGAACCCGAAUUACACACUGUCCCUGAAGUGCCGGGCUCCUGAAGUGUCUCAGUACAUCUACCAGGUCUACGACAGCAUUUUGAAAAACUAACAGCAUGGGUCCAUGUCUCACUCCGCAGAGGGAGGAAGGGAGACUCCGGAUAGUCCCGUUAUCGGUGCAGGCAAAGAACUCUAACUGGAAGCAGCUGUAUUCAUGUGUAGGAUUUCAGACAGAUGCACCAAAAAACCAAGGUAGCGAUUAGUAUCCACAUGCUAAUAAUAAUAUAGGGAACAACUGUUUGAUAUUUUUAGCGUCCAUGGAAACUUUGUAACCACUGCUUCAACCACUCCCAUGUCCCCCCAGUGCCACUGUUCUGUUGUUCUUUCUUGUGGGCUUUUCCAUCUCGUGCCAAUGUUUAGCGUUUUCUAAACCGCGUUAGGCGUAGUUGAUAUUUUGUAAUAUAUGGCUCGUUUAAAACCCGAAAAAGACAAGUCUCUUGUUCAUUAAAACAAGGCAAAGGCAUCAUGGAAACACAAACUGCACUUUAUUAUUUUAUAUUUUUUAUAUGUUUGGGGGCUUUUUUUUGUAUUGUAACCAGAUGAAAAAAAGGGGAAAAAAACCAGUUCUGGAGUAGUGAAAACAUCCAAGGGAAUGCAGGUGAGCUAGGACUAGCAUAGACUUGAGGAGCCAGUGAUAUGUGGAGAGAACCAGAUCGGACCCAAGAUGCAUCUGCUUGGGUUGGAUGGGGUUUUGGGUCGUACUUGUGCUGUGGGCCUCGAUGCGCAUCCCAAAAAUCCGUGCCUCAGCUAUCUUGCCUGGUUGAUGUCCUGGGGUUUGGAAGUGGGUCUUCAUUGCAUGGGGAAGCAGGAGCUUGGCAGGGUCUGGUUUGAUAAUGGGGCAGCAGAUGGCAAAACGAGGAAGGAAACAGCAGGUCUGACUCCUGGGAUACAAGGCUCUUGGCAGAGCAUGGGGUGCAGGCAUUACCUUUUUUAUCUCUUUCCUGCUCAUUCCGUGUCUUCCUGCAGCAGCUUGUCUGCCUUCCUCCCGCUGGAUCAGCUUCAGCUAGCUGAGUUGGGUUCUGCCUGGCUCUGACUGCUGUCCAGGCUGAAGGGCCUGUGCGGUAAAUCUGAAUCUGCCUACAGUUCUCUGGGAGCAUCCUCGAGCACUUGCCUGCUGAGGUGUGAGUGCAAAAGCUGGAGGACACUGCAGCAUCUGGUUAUGCGCUUUGGGUUAAAUUCGCUGGAGGAGUCCAAGCCCCUCCUCGACCCCCUUACACCUGCGGUCACUGGCACUGCUGGGCAAGUUGCCCCUGGCUUUGGAAAGCCUUUUCGUCCGGAGUCCUGGAAAGCUUGCCAUCAAAAGUUGCUGAGGAGGAAGCACCUUUUAUACAGGGGUGCAAAAGAGAGUUGCAGAGAAGUUAACUAGGAGUCGCAGCUCACCUCCCCCCCACUUGUGACACCCAAAAUAUUUAGUGAUGGGGGAGAGUCUUGAGUGCAAUCUCCUGCCCCGUAAACCCUCAGCUCCAGAUGACCCUGUGGCUGCAGGGGCCAGUGGUUGCUGUACAUGAGGUGAUCUCACAGGCUCGUUCCCUCCAUCUCCAGUCACCAGAGCUGGACUUUCUGUGCGAAAGGCAAUAGACAGAGGGUCAUUUGGGUUCCUAGUGUCUGAAACUCACUGGCUUGGGGACACAGGCUCCCUUACUCCUCUCUGCUGCAGCUCCUGCUCAAGCAGCAGGCUCCCAGGGUGGAGGGCGGCUGUUUGGGCUUCCUGACAGCCAGGGAGUUUCUCUGUCACAGGCAUGGUACUGGAACAGACACCAUGAACGGUGAAACAAAAGCAGGGAUAGCAGCUGGCUUGGCUCUAUCCCUCAGUCCAUCUACAUAGCUGGAUGUGUCAACCCAGCCCCAGAACAGCUUCUGCAGUCCCCACUGCUCUCAGCUGAUGCUUGGCACAGCACUUCCCCCAGGAGUGAAGCGACCCCCUUAAUGGGACCACAUACAACCCUCCGCCUGUGCUCUUGAACCCCAAGACGGGGCGGGGAUCACCUGUGUGAUGCAUGUGAAUCUGGGGAUAGAGAACUGGACUGUAAUGGUGGACCUGGAGAAUAAGGGGAAAGGGAAGGGGCUAGCGAGGGUAGGCCAGGUCGCGGGCAGGAUGAAAUGUGGUUCCGUGGCAGGGAGACUCGGCUUGAAGCCAGUUCUCACCCAGGGAAGCGAGUGAAGAUUAGGAGCAACUGCAUCCUUUGCUGUAUGAGCUGGGCUGCGUCCUCGGUGCAGAGAUUGUUCGGCAGCAUGAAUCCUGGCUGGGCAGAAGGCGGGACAGAGUUAUAGAAACCGGGCACGUGAGCAUGCACCAGCUUGGCUGUUUGGUUAGUUGUCUAAAGCCCUGAGGAUAGCUGGGCUGCGAGCAGUAAUUGAUAAAGUGCCAGGUGCGCGGAGGCGGGUGCCUCUCUUUAGCCGCCCCUCGAAGCCAAGCUAGGAAGCAGCACCUGGCCUCUCGUAAGUUUCCACCUUGGAGUUCAGCUGUGUGCAUGGGAGGGGAUGGGCAGAGCAAGCCCGAGUCCUGCCGAGAUGUGAGGGGUCAGCAAGGGAAAUCCCUGUUCUCUCUGCCAAGGGACAGCAGAUUCUGCCCAGCGCCCCAUAUUCCCCUGGCUGUGGUGCUGGCUAAUAGAGAUUGCUGCUCAGUGAGCCUGCACCAGAUUAGGUCACUGACCUGGGAGAAGUGGUGGAGGAUCCCUGGGAAUAGUGGCACGAGUCUUGCUCAGUUAAACCCUCUGUAAAGCCUGAACACGGGAAAGCAUUAAACAAAACCCUGAGCAAAUCCCUUGCCUGCCCGGAACUCCUUUCCCCCGCGGUGUCUGUGCGUCUCUUCUGGGCCUGUGCUGUGUGUGUGUGUCUGCAUGCCGUGAAGCGUGGGCUGUGGGAAGGGGAGCCGGAGGGCAGGCAAGGAGCAUUGCUCAAUGUUGAUGCCAUUCCAUUGUAUCGCAUAUCCACUCUGAUGUGUUCACUUUUUGGUAACGCUUUAUCUUCUGUCCUUGUCAAUAAACUUGUCAUUUACACGAA
This is a messenger RNA of Gopherus evgoodei (Goodes thornscrub tortoise), 5962 nucleotides long. It is a transcript of the gene AP2B1, whose product is annotated as adaptor related protein complex 2 subunit beta 1. Gene Ontology annotation, biological process: intracellular protein transport; vesicle-mediated transport. The record is from RefSeq and is a predicted model, not a curated record. Bases 135 to 3011 code for a protein of 958 amino acids. The transcript has 24 exons. Lineage: Eukaryota; Metazoa; Chordata; Testudines; Testudinidae. Gene Ontology annotation, molecular function: clathrin binding. Gene Ontology annotation, cellular component: clathrin adaptor complex; membrane coat.